This is a messenger RNA of Naumovozyma castellii, 2127 nucleotides long. RefSeq lists its product as uncharacterized. Bases 1 to 2127 code for a protein of 708 amino acids. The record is from RefSeq and is a predicted model, not a curated record. NCBI's taxonomy places the organism in Eukaryota, Fungi, Ascomycota, Saccharomycetes, Saccharomycetales, Saccharomycetaceae. The transcript has a single exon.
AUGACAAUGAAUGAGGAGAUCAAGGACACGUGGUUCGAUGCAUGGGAUACUCAGACUCUAUAUCAAGACAAAGUCAUUGGAUGUGAUGAAUGCGUUCAAGGAUCACCCAUAUCGAAAUCCGGAAUUGUAUGUGGGCCAGUAUUGAGGUUAAUUGACGUGAAUUAUGAUACACUUACCUAUAAUGGAUCUAUUCUCAUGGUCACUAAGAAUGACAAUGUGCCACCGGUAAUUAACUAUACAAUCGGCCCUGCUUACGAAGAAAAAGGUGACGAUUUACGAACCAGACAAUUUUCUGAGGGACAAUUCAAACCCGUCUUGUUUCACACAGAUGACUUGGGUGAAGAUGCUUCCUUUCAGUUUUACCGUUAUAAGAUUAACCUUCCAUUAAUGAAUAGCGAACAAAUGGUAAAAUAUUCUGUAAAUGGGAGGUUUCAACCUCAUUUCAGGUUCUUCAUCCCUUCUAAAACCAUGAAUUUUAACACUAUUGCCUACUCUUGUAAUGGAUUCUCACUGUCAGUCGACACAUCUGUAUUUAAGGGUUCAUUAUGGUUUGAUAUCCUUAACAAACAUUCCAAGGUUCAUUACCAUGUAAUGCUAGGUGGUGGUGAUCAAAUUUACUCAGAUUCCAUUAGACUUUACUCUCCCACAGUACACGAAUGGCUAGAAACACAUGACCCCAUUAAGAAAUACACCACGAACAUCUCGCCCGAAUUCUUCAAGGAUAUGAACCACUUUUAUUUAAAAGAAUAUAUUGAAUGGUAUGGGUACGGUCAUUGGCGUGGAUCCACCCCCAAAUCAAUGACCACGCAAAGAUGUCUACCAAUUGCUUUGUCAACAAUCCCAUCGAUUAAUAUCUGGGAUGAUCACGAUAUCAUUGAUGGGUUCGGAUCAUAUUCCGACUCAUUUAUGAGAACACCAAUGUUUAGCUCCAUUGGAAAAGCUGCAUAUAAAUAUUAUAUGCUAUUUCAACAUCAUGUUAGUACAGAUCCAAGUGACAAGGAUGCCUAUUUGAAUGACUCUAAUUGGAUCCUCGGUAAAUCGGUAGGUCCCUACAUUGGAGAGAAAUCACACUCCGUGUUCACUAGGCUAGGCCCCACAAUGGGAUUACUUGGAUUAGAUUGCAGAACAGAAAGACAAUUACAUGAGAUUCUUUCCUCCGAAACAUAUGAUCUGGUCUCCCAAAGGUUAAGAAAUGAAAUAUCUAAGGGGAAAUUGAAUCAUUUACUAAUUAUGUUGGGGGUUCCCAUUGCAUAUCCAAGACUGGUUUGGUUGGAAUGGUUAUUUACAUCAAGGUUAUUGGCUCCAUUGAAAUAUUUAGCCAAGAAGGGAUUGUUUGCAAGAGGUCUAGUAAACGAUUUCAAUGGUGACGUGGAAUUAUUAGAUGAUUUAAAUGAUCAUUGGUGCGCUAAGCAUCAUAAGAAAGAGAGAAAUUAUUUGAUUGCAAAAUUACAAGAUUUUGCUGCAGAGAACGGUAUUAGAGUGACUAUCUUAUCUGGUGAUGUUCAUUUAGCUUCAUUGGGUAGAUUCAAAAGUAAGAUUCAUAAGCGUCAUGUUAUACAUGAGGAAGAACAUGAAAAAGAGAAUUUAGCGACCAUAAAUAAUCCGGAAAAUGAUGUGAGAUUGAUGUUUAAUGUAAUUUCAAGUGCAGUGGUAAAUACUCCGCCACCAACAGCAAUGGCAAAGCUUUUGCAACACAGGGCACCUGUUCAUCAUUUUGAUUUCAGCACGGAUGAGGAUUCUGUCCCCAUUUUCAAGUUUGAUACAGACGGUACCACCAAGAGAUAUGAAGCAGGAUUUAUGAAUAAAAGGAACUGGUCAGAUGUGAUUCCUGUCCAAAAUAUACUACAAAAUGAUUAUUUGAAUGGGGUUUUCAGAUUAAAAAUGGGUGAAAUGGUUAUUCCAGGGAUUGUGAGACCCAAUGAAGGAAUUUUGCCAGUCAAGACAACUGAAAAGCAAGAUCAGGGCUAUCCAGUAACGCCGGACGGUGUAAUAGCAUCUAUUCACGUUGAGACAGAUCAAUUGAAUCCAGCUUCGAGUUCCACAUGCUAUGCUUUACCAAUUCCCGAACUAAGGACCAAAAGUAAGUCGUUAUCUCAUAAAGGUAUAAAACAUGUAGUUUUACCAUAA